CAGCUGGCGGCUGGUUGGCAUCUGCAGCGAGAAGUACCGACAUGAAACUGCUGGACGAGUGGAUCUGGUCGCUGUUCAAGCGCCACUGGCCUCAGACUCUUACCUACUGGAGUGUGUUCUUCAGCUUCGGCCUGUGCAUCGCCUUCCUGGGACCCACCAUUCUGGACCUGAGGUGUCAGACCCAGUCCACGCUGGAGCAGAUCACCUGGGUCUUCGUCGCCCAGCAGUUCUUCCUGUUGGUGGGCAGCAGCCUGGGAGGACUCUUCAAGAAAACACGCCAGUCUUCCCUGUCAGCCCUUUUCACCUGCACUCUCAUCAUCUCGCUAGUGUUCGCCAUCAUACCGCUAUGUAACCAAGUGAUACUGCUGGCUGUCGCCAUGGCGAUUGCUGGCUUAGCCAUGGGGGUGAUUGACACCAUCGCCAACCUCCAGCUGGUGAAGUUGUUUCAGAAAGACUCUGCAAUCUUCCUGCAGGCCUUGCAUUUCUUCAUAGGCCUCGGAGCCCUGGUGAGCCCCCUGGUGGCUUAUCCUUUUCUGUCAAACGACUGCUGUGUCCUGGGUGCCAACUGGACCGCCAACUCAUCCUCGUCCUCAGACCUAGAGCACCUCCGCGAAAGCCUGGCCGGGCACGGAACAGUGAUAAACAACAUCUCCCAGUAUCCUCUGCACACAGAGGGAGAAGUCAUCACCAGGGUGUCGUAUGCCUUCUGGAUCAUGGCUCUUAUCAAUCUCCCAGUACCAGCAGCAGUGCUCUCCUUGAUGUACUAUGAGAGACUGCUGCCUUGCUCCAGUCCACGUCUGAUCGACAGAGACUCUCUGUCCAGCACAAGCUCCGCCGGGGACAGUGGUCAAGGUCAUGGGAGUUUGUUUGGUUGCUGUAACCCUGCCAAACUCCGGGGUCGCCCUGCUACUUUCUUCCUUCUUCACAUUCUGGGUGGAGCCAUCCUCUUCAUCACUGAUGGGAUCAUAGGCUCCUAUGCUGGCUUCGUCUACACCUACGCAGUGUCCCCUCCUCUGCUGAUGGAUCACAAGACAGCUGGCUGCCUGGACAGUAUAUUCUGGGCCUCCAUCACAGUAGGAAGACUGGCUUUCAUCUACCUGUCCUACAGAUUCCCAGCACCCAGGCUGCUCACCUUCAGUUUGGUGGGGGUCAUACUGGUGCAGUGCCUGGUGUUGAUCUUCUACACCAGCAGUGUGUUUCUCUUCAUUGGUACUUGCCUGUUGGGACUGUGCAUCAGCAGUGUGUUCCCGUCAGUGCUGGCCUUUACAGAGGACAUGCUAGACUACAAAGGUUGUGCCACCACGGUCCUGGUGACCAGUGCCAGCACAGGUGAGAUGACCCUGCAGCUGCUCGUUGGAUCGGUGAUCCACAGUCAGGGCAGUUACAGUUUCCUGGUGUGUUGUACGGUAGCGUCCUCCAUCGGCUUCUUCCUGUUCCUGCUGCUCCUCUGUGUGCAGCACAGACACAGAAACCGCUUCACAGAUUUGUCUCAAAACACAGACAUGAAAAAUAAGCCCCAGACAGGAGGUUCGUGAUCUGAGGGUCCCUGAAAGACUAAAGGGAGGGGGGGGACACACACACACACACACACACACACACACACACACACACACACCAGAGGACACAAAUGACCAAGUGUGUUGCUUUGACAGAUGGAAAACGAGCAUUGGAAGAACCAUCUCUGACAUUCUCACAUCUCACCCCAGUCUUAGAAAGUGAGCUUUAUCCUGGCCUCCUCCAACCGAACAUUUUCUACCUAAAGAGAAAUCUGCAUUCAGGGCCGAUGAACAACGCUGGAUGGUGAAUGGACUGCAUUUAUAAAUCCCUUUUCCCGACCACACAGUAUUUUACACACACAUUUACUGGCAGGGGCUGCUCAUCACGAGUGGUUAGCGGUUCAGUAGUCUCGUAUUUCCAGACUUAUCCCUGCCUUGUUGCACGAUCCAAAUUUCCUUCAAAACUUGUCAUUUUCAGCUUGCUAGCUGGAAGUUUCAUUGCUUUUGGAAGCGAACGGUGUCAGACAACCGCAACACACGGAGAGCGGAGGGUGAGGGACAUCUGCUGGAACAUCUGGAGGUUAUGCUGAACAUGGGUCCAAUCAUCUCUCGCAGCCCAUUAUUACCCUGCUAUGGCUUGAUUAAAAAGAUACUGUAGUGAUAAAGUAUUAGCUUUAAUGUCUAAAUAUUGCCUUUUCAGUAUGAAUGUCAAUGGACUUGUUUGAUGUCAAAACCACUGCAGUGUAUUUGGUUGCUACUGUUAAACUAGGACUCCUAUCAGCCUGUGUAAGGAGUACUUGUGUAAUUGUGUGGUGCCUGAGUGUAGCCAUCAGACUUGAAUAACGUGGUGUAAUAACAGAAUACAGACAGUGUUUAGUUAGAUAUCUUUUAUUAUUGGUCUCACCAAUCUCUUCCAUUAUAAACACAUCGAUAUGCCAUGUAAGACUUGUAAACAUUUGAAAAAGCAUCAAACAAAUAGAAAACUGGACAGAACAAAGCAAGAACGGUGUAUUUUCUUUUUAAAUGGAGAUUUUACAUUUCAAGGUAAAUUGAAGAGAAAACAUCAUCAGAAGAUACAAAUAAAGAAAUAUGGAAAGGACAAGUCCUACACGACUUAACGGAGGAAAGUUUCAAAUGGACUUUUGGGUUAUUAUGCCGAUAUUUUAUAGUUUUUCAAAAAAUCUACUGCAAAAUGCAAUGUAAGGUACCAAUUCUACUGGGCUUUACUUUAAAGUCAAAUAAAUAUUGUGUGCUAGUGCCUUGCCUAAUCACAAUCCUAUAUUUGAUAUAUAUUGUAAAAGAUUAGUUUACUGUAUAAAAUAUCAAGUGCAAACUUGUAUCCUCCCUUUGGGAAAAUAUACAUUUGUCCAAAAGCAAACGUCGACAACAUUUCAUCAAAGAUCGGAGUCAUAGAAAAGCGACAGAAUCCAAUACAACAGGAACCCCCAAGUUUUAAGUGCAAACGUUCCAUCACAACAUUUGCAUGUACAAUAUCAACACUAUUAAAACACUUUACAUAUAAAACAUAGAUUUAGAUCUCUCCCCGUAAGGCUUUGAUUCCCAAAAACAGCCAAUGCCAAAAACACAAGAGGAAAACAACAAAGAAACGCAUGCACAAGAGAACAAUAAAUCAGAGAUCCCAUAAUAGCAGACAUCCAACUAUCUGGCCGUUACAAAAAUAGAAAUAAAUCUUAAAAUCAAAUUGAAAAAUAGAAGAUUACACAA
Etheostoma cragini (Arkansas darter) is the source of this 3221-nucleotide messenger RNA. It is a transcript of the gene slc60a1a, whose product is annotated as major facilitator superfamily domain containing 4Aa. Lineage: Eukaryota; Metazoa; Chordata; Actinopteri; Perciformes; Percidae. The coding region runs from base 42 to 1535 and encodes 497 amino acids. The record is from RefSeq and is a predicted model, not a curated record. The transcript is spliced from 10 exons.